Arabidopsis arenosa is the source of this 1738-nucleotide messenger RNA. NCBI's taxonomy places the organism in Eukaryota, Viridiplantae, Streptophyta, Magnoliopsida, Brassicales, Brassicaceae. The record is from the annotation of a GenBank genome assembly.
CUUGCAUCGAAACUAUUCCCUUGUUUGCUUGGACAGAUGACUCCUUCCUAGUAUUUUUGAAGAUCCGGGCGUAUUUCUUCGACCUCAAAGUUGCUGCCUUUGGAUCCGAUGGAAUCACAACCUCCGGGACCUUCUAAUGGGGAUAGCAGCAAUUCAAUCCCAUCUUCUGCCUGUAAUCUGUGCGGAAGAGUCGUCCAAUCUGCUUCCGAUGAUUUUGAAAUCUUCAGCUUAUGUGUCGACUGUAAGUUUUUGUUGCUUGAAGAUUUCGGCACCCCCGCACCUCCCUUGGCUCGGAGGCAGACUAUUAGAAGGAGGAGGAUGAGGAGGAGGACAAGGAGGAGUAGGCACGACAGCUCUGAGUCUGUCGGUGAUCUUUCCACCCAACAGUUCACACACUUGAUAAGCAUGGCAAGACAAAGCCUUUCAACGGUUCAUGCUAGUGAGGAUCAACGUGAUGACCAGCAGCGCACUAGCUCCCAUACCACUCCAAGCGGUUCUACAAGAUGGAGAAUUUUCUCAGAAUCUGAAAGUGAUGAUUUUGACAACUUUGGCGAAACCGAAUCAAACGCUAGUUUUAGCCUCUACAGAUUUCCCCAUGCUGAUAACGAUGCCAUUUCUUUUAGUGCUUACGGUGGAGAAUCUGAUGCUUCCACGGACAGGCAUGCUUUCCUGGAUGCGGAAAUCUUUGUUCAACCAGACGACAGGAGCGACAUUGACUUUGACACUGAUAUAGACCCGAUGCAUGCUGGUCUUAACCAGUGGAACUCAGACGAAGAAGACAGGGAAUGGGAGGAAGGAGCGGGUCCAUCUGGGGUUGCUGGAACACGGUAUAGAAACUAUUUGGCAAGUCCAAGUGAGAGCUACAGCUCCAUGACUCGGUUUGAUUCACCCGAGUUAGAGAGAGGCUUUCGUCAAAGAAUUUUAGAGAGGAGGCAGGGGUUAUCUCGCAACAUCUUCACUGGUUUGGAGGAUUUGGAGUUCUCUCCCUAUGCUGCAAAUGUUGCGGAUUAUCUUGAUGAGAGAGGCUUUGAGGAACUGCUUGAGCAACUUGCUGAGUCUGACAAUUCAAGAAGAGGUGCACCACCUGCAUCUGUGUCAUGCGUCAGGACUCUUCCAAGGGUUAUCAUUGGAGAGGAGCAUGUAAUGAAGGGCUUAGUUUGUGCAAUCUGCAAGGAGCUUUUCACCCUCAGCAAUGAAACCACGCAGCUUCCGUGUCUACAUCUAUACCAUGCUCAUUGUAUCGUACCUUGGCUGAGUGCCCGUAACUCCUGCCCACUCUGCCGUUAUGAGCUCCCAACAGAUGAUAAAGAUUACGAGGACGGAAAGCAUAAUGUGCUGGAUGUGAGCGAGGAUAGCUCCUCUGAUGACGAUGGCACAGAAUCGGGGGAAGAGGAAUAUGUAGAGAGAGGUGAGAGCGACUCUGGUGUGAACAGAGUUAGCAGAGGAAGAUGGCUGUUUCUGGCUGCUGCACCAGUUGUGAGUCUGGUGGGCGUUGUGUUGGCAAUGUGGCUAAGCAACCAACAGAGGAGGGAUAUAGCAAUCUCUCAUAGCCAAAGGGGGAAUAGAACCAGAAGAUGGCUGCCGUUUUUCUGACUGAUGCCCAGAUCCGUAGGUGCCUCCAGAAUCUGUAUUUUUUCAGACCCUUAAAAGAUACUUGAGUUUCAUCUGCUGUUUAUCGACUUGUACUGUUUCCACACGUUAGUUUUAAUUGACGUUUAACUAAAGUUGUGCUGUUUGU